AUGUCGGCCGCUCCCUCGAGGGCACACUCCGAGGUGUUCUCGGCGUCUCAAUAUGGUGGCCCUCAACCCCUUCGGCCGAUCCUCAAUUUCUUCAUCGUCCCCUCAUUUAUUGCCCAUAUCGUCGGACUGGCGUGUUUAUGGGCACUCUGGUAUUAUCUACGCCUAACGACCGUAUUCCCGUACCAUCAUCGUGUCUUCUACUGUCGAGACAUCAACCUCUACAAACCCAAUUUUAGACCUGAGGAUUUUGAGGUGUAUGUCUCGUACGAUCUGCUCUACGUACUUGGAUUUACACUACCACCACUUGUCCUUCUGCUCGGUGAAAUCGCGUUCUGGAUGUUCUCGACAAAACCGAGGAAGACUGUUUAUGCGACGUGUGGAGAAUGCAAGAUACAUCUAUUCACGAGGAGACUUUUCCGAUUUGUCGCGGUGUUCAUGUUCGGUGCCCUAAUCGUCCAGAUCUUCGUCGACACGAUCAAAUUGAUGACGGGCUACCAGCGGCCGUAUUUUCUGUCGCUCUGUAAUGUCUCUGUCACCGCUUGCACAGCCCCCCUGGAGCAUUCCCCAUCGCCAUCCCCUCAAUUGGCAUGCAACUAUCGACAUGCUGAUGAUUUGAGAUACGCCUGGCUGUCGUUCCCCUCCCUGCACGCCGCUUUUUCAAGCUAUUCCGCCUGUUUCGCCUCGUGCUACAUCUACUACAUGAUCAACCUCCGCGGAGCCCCACUUCUCCGCCCAUUCCUCAUAUUUGGAUUCCUGGGCCUGUGCUUGGUCGAUUCAUUCUCACGCAUUAAUGGCUACAAGAAUCAUUGGAGAGAUAUUUGGGUCGGAUGGUUGAUUGGAUUCUGUGCCGCUUAUUUCUUGUGCCACUGCGUGUUGUGCUUCCAAGAGGUCUACCAUAUUGCCGUUGAAAAGGCGCCACUGAUUCAGGAAGUAGAAGAGCGUGCCCCUCCCUUCUUCCAAUGGUUCCGCCUGCCACGUGUCCAAGCCCCUUCAGUCAAAGAGGAUUAUGUGGUGUAUGAAGAGGACGUUCCCCAACCUGGCACGCAGCCAAGACACCGAAGGAACGCUGAUCGAACCUAUGAGGUAACGACGACGACCGAAUCUUUCCACCGAACGAUCAGCCCCCCGCAACAGCCAAAGCAAUAUCAAUAU
Molecule: messenger RNA, 1152 nt
Organism: Mesorhabditis spiculigera
Lineage: Eukaryota; Metazoa; Nematoda; Chromadorea; Rhabditida; Rhabditidae
Source: the annotation of a GenBank genome assembly